AUGGACGAGUCACCCUUAGCGUUUGUUGAGCGAUGGACUGCCGAGCUCCGCUCUUUACAGAGCGCAAUCGAAGGCAAGUUGGCCGCAGCUAGCGAACUCUCGCCUCGCCUACAGCGCCUGUCGGAACAACUGACCGCGAGCGCGGUCGAGAUCCCGAACUCGGAGCUUCGACGGUGUGAGCGGGAGCUCAAGGCGGCGCAGGAUGCGCUGAGCUCGCAGGCGGCACCGAAGUCGAAGUUCAGCUUCAAGCGCUCGGUGGCCGCUCCGCGAAGCGCGAUUCCAGCACCUCCCGCCGCAACACCUCCGCCUCCCGCCUCCUCCAUCGCAACGGCGUCUAAAUCUUCCUCGAUACCGCCCACACCCCUAACCAUCACCUCCCGAAGCGACUCCUACCUCUCCUCCGCCGAUCUGCCCGCCAGCCCUGCCUCUUCAGCAGCUGAAGCUCUCGCCCUCACCUCCCUCUCCCGAUGUUACGUCAACCUCACCUCAACUCCAGCCAGCUCGAUUCUGUCGGACCGCUUCUCGGCGCUGUACUUGUCGGACAUCGUGGACUCGGUCGUGGUCUUGCCCCUCAUCAGCGGAGGAAGCGUCAUGGUCCAGAACUGUCAGCGCUGUGUGCUAGUAUUGGGCGGACAUCAGUUCCGCGUGCACGACUCGACGAAUUGCCUCGUACUCCUCGCGGCCGGCAGCUCGCCCAUCAUCGAGCGGUGUAAGGGUCUCGUCUUUGGUUCUCACCCUCGCUCGCUCCCGAACCCCUCCUCAGCCUCGACCGCCAGCUUCGCCGUCCAAGACUUCGACGACCCCUUCGCGACGCCCCAACGACCCUCGCCGAACUGGCGACGAGCUAAGUCGGCAGAAGAAGCGGAGAUUGAGCCUUUCCUACGCAGCGAGCAGGACGGGUGGGAGCAGGCGAGAGCGGGUGCUUUGCGGGUGGUAGACGGGCUUGUCGACGGAGCAAAGCAGUAG
Rhodotorula toruloides NP11 is the source of this 966-nucleotide messenger RNA. Its product is annotated as tubulin folding cofactor C. The transcript has 5 exons. Gene Ontology annotation, biological process: tubulin complex assembly; post-chaperonin tubulin folding pathway. Gene Ontology annotation, cellular component: cytoplasm. The record is from RefSeq and is a predicted model, not a curated record. Bases 1 to 966 code for a protein of 321 amino acids. Lineage: Eukaryota; Fungi; Basidiomycota; Microbotryomycetes; Sporidiobolales; Sporidiobolaceae.